CUAACCCCGCAUGUAAACAAGGGAGUGCUCUUCGUCUGCGAUCCCGACCAAUAUCCAGAAAACAUGUCCACUUCUUCAAUUACGGCGCUUUUCCGGCCUGUAAAUCGCAUGAACAGAUCGUUAAGGCUUGCAAGAAUAGGAGACUGUGGCAGAAGAACGCUAACAUCAUCAUCUACGGUCCAAGGGAUAUCGAAAUUUCCUCGGCUGCAGCACACCAUUCCGGAGAGUUAUAAUGAGGUUGAGGUGUCGACUGCAGAGUGGUCAUUUGUGGAGCGGCUUAUUCCACCGAGGUCAAUUCCUAAGCCAAAAAUCAAACCAGGCGAGGUUACUCCGUCUGGCUGGGUAGCUCCUUCUGCAGCUCCUGGGGAUUAUCCAUACUUUGUCCCACGCUCUGCCAGCCACAUGCUACCUGUUUAUGUCAAGCACGAGCCAAUAAUGUCAAGGUUCACGACCUCUGUCAAAUAUGUCGAAGGUGAUGCAUUCGCCCUUGGAGAAGAACUGCGGCAGUACCUUUCGGAGAAGCACGCACCCAAACACAUUAACUUACGGGUCCACGAGCCACACCGAAUGGUACAGAUAAAAGGAGAAUACAUGCUCGAAGUGAAGGAAUUUCUGAUCAAUAAGGGAUUCUGAAGAAAAAAAAGUUUUGGUGGAUCAGCAGCGGAUAUACUAUGAUAAUUGUUUUCACCGUGAUUGAACGAUAAAGAAUAUAAAUCGGUCAGUCAACAGAUAUUAAAAGAGGAUGUCUGAAGUGCAUUGUACGUAUAUAAAAUCUUAUGAAUUGUAAAGGAAGUAUAGAUAGUUCUGUUCAUAAAUUAUUAUACCUGUUA
Molecule: messenger RNA, 830 nt
Organism: Penaeus monodon (black tiger shrimp)
Lineage: Eukaryota; Metazoa; Arthropoda; Malacostraca; Decapoda; Penaeidae
Gene: mRpL49
Product: 39S ribosomal protein L49, mitochondrial-like
Exons: 5
Coding region: 64-633 (189 amino acids)
Biological process (GO): translation
Cellular component (GO): mitochondrial large ribosomal subunit; ribosome
Molecular function (GO): structural constituent of ribosome
Source: RefSeq, a predicted model, not a curated record